Coffea eugenioides is the source of this 3059-nucleotide messenger RNA. RefSeq names its product glutamate receptor 2.7-like. Gene Ontology annotation, cellular component: plasma membrane. Gene Ontology annotation, molecular function: glutamate-gated receptor activity. Lineage: Eukaryota; Viridiplantae; Streptophyta; Magnoliopsida; Gentianales; Rubiaceae. The transcript has 5 exons. The record is from RefSeq and is a predicted model, not a curated record. The coding region runs from base 101 to 2866 and encodes 921 amino acids.
UUCUGUUUCCAAGCUUUUGCUUAUAUUAGCUAUCUUUCAUCCUUCGUAGGUUGAACUACACAUUUCAUUUCCAACUGCUGUGCAAAGAAAGGAUGAAAAAAUGGCUUUCCAACUACUUACCAAUAGUACAAAUAUUAAGUGCUCUAAUGUCUUGUUCCUUGUAAUGAAACUAUGCUUCCUCAUCAUAUGCUUUUUUCAGUCUGCUAUAGGAGCUGGCACUCCUCUAGAAACCAUCAAUAUUGGUGCAAUCAUAGAUGUUGAUUCCCGAGCUGGUAAAGAGCAAAAAACUGCCAUGCUGGUAGCAGUUCAAAGUUUCAAUAGUAUAUCAACAAAUCACAAACUCACUAUUCAUUUUCGUAACACCAGCAACUAUCCAAUUCAUGCAGUGUCUGCAGCUGAAGAGCUGAUUACACAAAAACAAGUGCAAGUUAUAAUUGGGAUGCAGACAUGGGAGCAAGCUGUUUUGGUUGCUGAUGUUGGGAAAAAAGCUCAAGUGCCAGUUCUUUCAUUAGCACCAGCUCCUAACAGACAGCUGUUCAUACAGCAUAGAUGGCCUUUCCUGGUACCAACGGUUUCCGAUGGCUUCGAACAGAUAAGUUGUAUUGCUUCUAUCAUCCGUUCUUACCACUGGAGAAAGGUUGUAGCAGUCUAUGAGGACAACACAUAUGGCGGUGAUUCUGAAAUGCUUGCAAUACUAUCUGAGGCCCUUCGACCUGUUGAUGCAGAAAUUGAGGCUCAUUUGGUUCUUCCACCAAUGUCUUCUGUGUCUGAUCCAGAAGGAAUAGUCAGAGAAGAGGUAGAAAAAUUAUUGAUGACACAAUCCAGGGUGUUUGUUGUUCUUCGAUCUUCAUUAUCACUAGCCAAUCAUUUGUUUAGAGAAGCCAGGAAGCUAGGAUUAAUGGGUAGAGACUCAGUUUGGAUAAUUGCAGACACUCUUUCUAAUCUCCUAGAUUCUGUUGACACCAACUUCAUCUCCUCUGCUCAAGGUGCUCUAGGAACCAAAUUGUACUACUCAGAAGAGGCUACUCCUUUUCUGGAUUUUAGACGUCAGUUUCAGAAAGUUUUUCGAUUGGAAUUCCCAAGUGAACAUAAUUUGGAGCCUGGAAUUUAUGCUCUACAAGCAUAUGAUGGCAUCACAGCUAUUUCGAAAGUUGUGAUGGAAUUAGGCAGUAAAAGUAAUACUGGUACUUCAAUGCUACUGCCAACGAUAAUUCGAUCAAACAAUUUCACUGGCUUAACUGGUGAUAUAUAUUUUCAUAAUGAGUCACUAUCAAGCCCACCAAUGUUUAGGAUUGUCAAUGUUGUUGGCAAGAGUUACAAAGAACUUGGCUUUUGGUCAUCAAGUUUUAACUUUGCAGAUAGCCUUGAAUUGGAAAAUGGGAAGAUAAAUUUUAGUGCAGUUGAUGGUGUUCAAACCAUGCAAAAUAUGACUGCUAGAGUAAAUUGGCCGGGGGAAUUAGACAGAAUCCCAAAAGGUUGGGCAAUGCCCAGUAAUGCAAAUCCAAUGAAGAUUGGAGUUCCAGGACGAACAGUUUUCCAGAAAUUUGUAAAGGUAGAUUGGGUCGACAAUGACAAGAAUGGUGAGUGGAAGUAUGACGGUUUCUGCAUUGAUCUUUUUGAAGAAAUACUUAAACUUUUGGAGCAAGAAUAUGCCCUCCCUUAUGAAUUUUAUCCCUACAACGGCAGCUAUGACCAGCUUGUUGACCAUGUCAUCAAUCGGUCCUUUGAUGCUGUUGUUGGCGAUGUAACAAUACUGGCCGAUCGAUCAAAUGAUGUGGAUUUUACCCAGCCAUAUGCCGAGUCAGGCUUGUCCAUGCUGGUCCCAGUGAAAAAUGGAGCUCAGAUGCCAUGGAUGUUUGUGAAACCUUUCACUCGGAACAUGUGGAUUGCAACAUUUUCAAUAAUGUUCUACACAAUGAUCGUGGUAUGGUACAUAGAACACCAAACUAAUGAACAGUUCAAAGGCCCUUGGAAAGACCAGUUCGUAACUGCAAUCUGGUUCACAUUCUCCACUCUUUUCUUCGCUCACAAAGAAAACGUCAGAAGUAACUCUACUAAAGCGGUGGUUAUGAUGUGGCUAUUUCUGGUGUUCGUAGUAACCUCAAGUUACCAAGCAGCUCUCACUUCAAUCCUUACAGUCCCCAGACUUGAGCCUCGUACGACUGAUGUAGAAUGGGUAAGGAAAACAAAUGCAGCAGUUGGAUGUGACAGUGAUUCCUUCGUAAGGGAUUAUUUGCAGAAUGUACUUCAACUUCGAAACAUCAAGACCUUUGACAGCGAAGACGCUUAUCCUGCAGAAUUUGAGAGCGGCAACAUAACAGCAGCAUUUCUUGAACUGCCUUAUCAGAAGGUUUUCCUGGGAGAGUACUGCAAUGAGUACACUGCUGUUGGACCUACUUACAGAAAUGGAGGACUGGGCUUUGUGUUUCAGAAAGGAUCUCCAAUAGCCCGUGAUUUUUCCAAAGCCAUUUUAACUCUGCAGGAGAAUGGUAAGCUUAGGAGCCUCGUAGAAGAAUGGUUAGAAUCAUCUACGAACUGUUCGAGUGUCGAUGGGUCUGGUAACCCUGAGAGUCUGCGCUUUGAGAGCUUCUGGGUAUUAUACCUUAUUUCUGGUUCCACUUCCACUUUUUGUUUUGUAUUUUUUAUUACGAAAAAAUGUUGGAGACGCCAGGAGGCCUAUCAGAAUGGUGCUAUUGUGGGUGGUAAAGGAAUAAAAGGUAUCGUGGAUAAGGUAGUAGAACUAGAACCGUACUUGCGUCGCAGAUCAAUGGGGAGAGCUGGGACAUUCGCUCAAAGAUGGAGUUCCUCACGGUGGGGUUUAGUAAGUCCUACAGACCCUUCAGAGCAUUUUGAGGCUGCUCCAUAAGGGGAGUUGAAACGCUUGCUGUGGUGUGCAUGCAUAUUCGUUCAGGGGUACAGGGAGAUGUCGUAGGAGCUCUGACUUUCAAUUUUCCUCAACCAUAUCAACAGCAUUUUGAUAAUGCCUAACAUGUAGAAAUAGACAUUACUCAUGUGGAUUGUUGACAGAAUAGAGGGAACUUUUGUUUGUUUGUUUUUUU